Molecule: messenger RNA, 660 nt
Organism: Letharia lupina
Lineage: Eukaryota; Fungi; Ascomycota; Lecanoromycetes; Lecanorales; Parmeliaceae
Exons: 1
Coding region: 1-660 (219 amino acids)
Source: RefSeq, a predicted model, not a curated record
AUGCCAUACGAAUUCCUGCAGACCCUACAUGAGCAGUACCGCACCGAGUACUACGGCCCCUGGCAUACAAGAGAAUGCUACCCAUGGGAGUACGACGUCAAGGCCCAAGAGUGUAUCCAAUUGGCUAGCAAAUCAGACCCUCAAUUCUUCCUACAGCAAGCCAAAAUCCUUCAAGACCGAGCGGCCUACAUACGUCAAGAAUGGGCUAGACAAGAGGCCUUACAAGCCACUCAGUCAGUCACUCAGCCAGCCACUCAGUCAGCCACUCAGCCAGCUACUCAGCAAGUCACUCAGCCACCUCACCAAUCCACUCAGUCAGCCACUCAGUCAGCCACUCAGCUAGCCACUCAGUCUGAUAUUCUACAAGAGGAGGAACUACAACAGGCAAAUGCGGAGAACACUGCGGAGAAAGCAAGCGGCAACAAGGCCCCCAGCACCAAGAGCACGGCCCACCUCUCCAAGAUCCCACGUCAUAUGCUCUCCACGGUUCCACGUCAGAUCGCCACUCAGCAAGCGGAGAACGACACUACAAUUUGGCCUGCUAUCUCUGCGUGCCUCGACAAUAUCACAUUGUGGUACAUCACUGCAAUGACUACACAAGAGGAGGAUCUACUGCGUCGAUCACAGCCAAUUGGGCCACUGCAGGAGGAAGAUCAAUGA